Haliotis rufescens (red abalone) is the source of this 4251-nucleotide messenger RNA. RefSeq names its product innexin unc-9-like. Lineage: Eukaryota; Metazoa; Mollusca; Gastropoda; Lepetellida; Haliotidae. The coding region runs from base 374 to 1606 and encodes 410 amino acids. The record is from RefSeq and is a predicted model, not a curated record. The transcript is spliced from 3 exons.
UGUGACGUCACAGGAACCCCAGACGACAUUUCUUCCCGUUUCGGUAAACACUUGACAGAGCGCAAAGUUGGAUACCAAAGUCACUGAACACCGGCAAUACGCAGUAGACCGGACCAAGAGACAAAACCUCACCCCAGACGGAUAAAGACUUCAAGUCUUAGAUUUAACGCAGGGGAACCAUGUGUCCUACCUGAGCGCUAAAUCAGGCGAACACACUCAGUGCACACCGGCCGUAAACAAAUCUCAGAACGAGGCAAGGCGAAAGGGCUGGAUCGUCGCCCAACAAGAAGUUGAGAACUUUUAAUCAAGUUCCUGUGUUCUUUUCGACAUACCGAGGGAUAGUUACUAAAACCGAAAUAAGGAGGCAUCGAGGAUGUCUAUAGGCUCUAUAAUCGGCGGGGUGCCGUCCUUGAAGAAGCUUCAAGGGGCGAGCAACGACGACUGGAUCGACAGACUAAACCAUGUAUGGACGGUUUUUCUUUUCGCCUUAUUCGCUAUCGUAGUGAGUACUGGACAGUUUGUUGGCGACCCAAUUCACUGCUGGUGCCCAGCGGAGUUUACGGGAGCCUAUGUCGAUUAUGCCAAAUCAUACUGCUGGAUUAAAAACACGUACUACAUCCCCAUGGACACGCCCAUCCCCGUGGAUCAUGCAGAACGCGAUUCCGAGGAGCUGACCUACUACCAGUGGGUUCCUCUCAUUCUCCUCUUCCAGGCGUUCAUGUUCAAGUUCCCCAACAUCUUAUGGAGAGUCUUCAAUGGCGGCGCUGGCAUCAAUCUGGACAAAAUUGUUGAAAUGGCCGAACAGACCCAGAUGGGAUCUCCAGAAGACCGUAACACAACGAUCGAACACAUCGCCAGGUACAUGGACAGAUGGCUGGAAACCCACAGAGAGUAUCACUGGAACAUCAUCGUCAGAGCUAAACAAAAGAUGGCAAGGUUCUGUUGCUUUUUCUGCAACAAGAGAGCCGGAACCUACUUAACUGCAUUUUACCUCUUCAUCAAAGUCUUGUACGCCGCCAACGUCAUUUCUCAGUUUUUCAUCCUGAACGCUUUCCUGGCAACUGAAUACAACAUGUAUGGUUUUGAUGUCAUGGCCAUGUUGGCCUCCGGGGGUACAUGGAAAGAGUCCCCACGGUUCCCCAGAGUCACGCUUUGUGACUUUAAGAUUCGUCAGCUUCAGAAUAUCCAAACCUGGACAGUGCAGUGCGUCCUUCCAAUCAAUCUCUUCAACGAAAAGAUCUUCAUCUUCAUCUGGUUCUGGCUCGUCCUCGUUGCGGCCCUCACAUGCGUCAACAUGGUGGCAUGGUUGUAUAGGGUAAUGUUCAAGAGAAACAGACCAGCUUACAUCAAGAAGUACCUGAAAAUCAGCAACGAGCUCCACACAGGGUCCGACAAGAAACUGUGCGCCAAAUUCGCUGACCAGUAUCUUCGGGAUGAUGGUGUUUUCGUUAUUCGAGUCAUCUCCAAGAACUCUACAGAUCUCGUUGCUACAGACUUAGUGUUUAAACUAUGGAAGAUCUACAAGGAUAAAACUCUUCCAUCCAAGAACCCUGAAGAUGAUGAGCCAACAGGAGAUGAGGAUAAGAAAGCCUUAGCUUCAUCAUAAACAAACGAACAUAUAGAAAUCAUUGUACACCAACAUCUGGACCAGGACCAGAAGGACGGAAGUGGCAUGGCACAUUCUGUUGAAACUGUGUAAACAGAAAAAAACCGAUUCUCUUAAGUUGGUUUGUGGUGAUAGGUGUGAGAUGCAAGUUAGCCAACAAAACACAUGUGUCAUGUGCCACACAUGCUUUUAGGUGUUUGUAGUUAUAGAAACACUGAAAUUAGUCUUGAAAGUAAGAACACAAGUGGGGUGUUUACGUGAUUUCAAUGAGUGUAAGAUCAAAAUAGUCUUCCAAGUACAUGCAAUGUACAACCACCAAUCUUGAUUUACUAGACUCCAGCAUACUAGCGUUCAAAAUAUUUCCGCUGCUAAUUCUAAAUUGUGGUAGUUUGUUCUGUGCAAGAAUGACAUUCAUUUACAGUUUUGAGGGUAUUGUUGGCCCAUUUCACCCGUAAAGAGAUGGUUGAUGAAGCUAGGACGUACAGGUGUUAGCUAACAACAUACUAAUGCCUAUUUGCACAAAAUACUAACACGUUCAGCUUACCUCACCAAGGUGCCCCAGCAUAGAACCUUCUUCUUUGAUUUUAUCUGUGUGAACAUGACUUCGGACUUCACAAUGGCUACUCAACUUUUGUCGUUCCGGUGAUAAUUCCAAACUGAUUUAACAUGAACUAGUUGCAUAGAAUGACCUUUCAAUGUAAGUCUCUAUGAACAAACAGUCCUCGUUUGGGAAACCAGUCAUGGAAUUUAAUAUGACACUCAACCCUAAUUGCUAAUCACUGCCAACACCUUAGAGUUCUCAGUGAAAGGGUCAAUAAUCUGCACAGUGUUCUCUGAAAACAAUAUAUUGAAUGAGCUUCUUGCUUUAAGCUAGCAUUGGUCACUGAACAUCUCGUAUUUAGUUUUCCAUAUUGCUGACGUGUCUAUCUAGUCACCAAGCUUGCACGUUAUGUACACAAAUUACAAAAUGUACUAAAAAUUAAUUUCGAACAACCCCACAUUCCGUACAGUUGUGAUAAAGAAAUCAAACUUAAAACAUUAUUAAUCAGCUUAGUGUGUAAUAUAGGUAUGUAGAUGACUAUAUCAUGGAUAUAUAUAUAUUGGUAGGCUUUGGUAUAGAGUUAGAUAACUAACAUACCUAACAAGGUGGCUGUUCAAUCAAAAGUAUGUACAUGUAUGUAGUUACUAAUACGAUAUUGUUCUAGAGUAGAUAUUGUCAUUGCUUUGGUACAUGUACGUCAUCAUAGAUAUUUGAUAGUAUGGGUUGUCAUGCAGCUGUCUACGAAAUUGUACUGAUUUACCCAUGUAACUGAAUUCAUCAAUUGCUCGUAAUCGUCUUCUGCUAUUUGUACCUGCUUGUUUAUGCCAUCUAUUAACAUAAGUACUGUACCUGUAUGUUCCAAUGUCUUUCCAUUCUACAUGGCUCAGUAAACCAUAUGGCAUUAUGAUGUUAUAUUUAUGAAGUGAAUCUGUAUGAUCUAUCACAAAUAGUCAUCUAUGCAAAUGAGAUGGUUCUCCGUCAAGUGCCACCAUCAGCAGCAUGGUUAGUUUUGCUCUUCUUCGUGAAGGUAACGAAGGAUAAAUGUGAUAGCCAGUUUGUCUGUACUGUUCUUCCAUGUAAUAUAGAUAUAUUUUCUACAGUUUAUAUAUUGCGCCCAGGUGGUCACAAUCUGCUAAAUGUAAAUACAUGUGUUUUAUUUGUGUUUUAUAUGUGUUAUUGAUGUUCUUACUAUUAACGAAGCGCGCAACAAAUCCAGGAACAAGUUACACGAAUGUAAGAUUUGAAUCGACCGUACCCAAAUUUUAAAUUUAGUCAGUAGUAUAAUUAAGAAAAUUUAAUAUUACUGAAUCCGUGAUAUCCAUGUCUGUCUUAAAUGGCGAUCAGGGGAGUCAAUGGGGAGGGACCACAAUGGAUGUUGAGUGAGAUCAGUGAUUGUUGUUGACCACAAAGAAGAUAACAAGCGCCUCCUGAUGGCAAGGUUCGAUCCCCAACCAGUGGUUUACAUGCUCCAAGAAUUCCGUCGCGUUGGGAUACGACAGAUAAUCGCGUAAGACCCGAAAUACUCGCAAAAAUGUUUCAUGAAUCCAUUCCAGGUCACAGUCUCAACUAUGCAUCUCAGCUGUAUCUGACGUAUUUCCAAGAAUGUUUUUCUUAUUCAUUCCAUUUUCUGAGAGCACAGAAGCAAAUAUCAUGUAAGCGCCAAAUGUACAACAUGUAUAUGUGUGUAGAAAAGUUGUAAUUAGAUCAACGGCCUAGGGACCAAAUUACUAAAGUUCCACGAAGAUAUAUUCACCAUUUUUCAUUUAAUGUUCAUUUCAUUACGUGAGGAUGAAAAUAUUUUGUAUUUCCACACGCUAAACCGAUAUUGGUGGGUUGUUACAACGAACUGUACAUAGUGUUUCCUUAUCUGGCCUGGUGUAUAAUUUUGACAUAUAUCCAUUCACUGGAACUUUCUUAAUUCAGACGAGAGAUUAUCUGAAUAGUUAUCUCUUCUUUUUUUAAAAAUAGUUGAACUUUAUGUAUGUUUUCAUUCAAGGAGAUUUAUAACCUUACGUUGUUAAUAUGAAUGAAAUCUAGAUUGAUUUUUAAUGUCAACAUUUAAUGUAUUAUGAAAAUGCAAGUACAAAUAAAAUAUAUAAUAUUU